CAUCGGCUCCUCGAACCCGCAGAAAAUCCAAAAAAAAUUGCGUGUUUUACGACAGGCAAAUUUUUUCUUCCAUAUUUUUUUUUAUUUUCCCAGCGCUCACCUGUAGGGGGAAGGGGCACACUCUUUUUAUUACUCCCCAAUUGGUCACUGCGUAUUUUAACGUAAGGGCCAACUUUGCUACGUCGAAGGGACGCACAAUUUGGCAACCCUGGCAUAGGAGCGGCACAUCAAGGAGGGCAAAUCCCCCGAUAUAGCUUUUAUGCCUGUGCGAAAAGAUACUCGUAAAGUUUUACAAACAAGCGUAAGAUAUACACCUUUCCCGUGAACCCUAAAAUGGAACAGUUCAUAGCGCCGAGAGUCAACAAAAAAUACCUGAACAAAUUUUACAACAAGAAUGUGCGAAUAGUGGGCAAGGUUUUAAAGAAGGAAGGAGGGGAGCUGACUCUGCAAACGUGCGAUAAUGAAGAAAUAAAAUGCUUUUUGAGUGAAAGCCAAGGGGAAGACAAGUUAGAUCAGUAUGUCGAAGUUUUAGGGAAGGUGAACGAAGAUGACACGUUAAGCGAUAUAGUGUACGUACAGAAUGGAGGAAAUUCUUUAAAUUUAAAUGAAAUAAAUAAUUUAAUAAACUUAACCUUUCUCGAAGAAUUUGGGGAAAUCUUUUAAUUGCCUCUAACGAAAGGAGUUAUUUUGUGUACGCCUUGGGCCUGCAUGUUGCGGGCAUUACACAGUGGGGUUUUGAAUAACACCCUUUUAUGUUUUUAUUUUUCGCAGUAGAAGUUUCUUUUUUUGAGAUACUACUGCUAUUUCGCGGGAAAUUUACCUUUUUUUUUUUUCCUUUUCCGCGAAAUGUUUUCAUAUCAGUUCGAUGGGAUUUCUCCCAUUGCCUGUAAAUUUUACGUUGCCUUUUUCCUGCUUCUUUUUGAAUGCAUAAAGGCGUUUGUACUAUAAAGCGAACAGCGACGUUAUUUCUUUUUUUUUGCCACAAUUAAACUGAAUUAAAUUAGCAAACA
Molecule: messenger RNA, 1010 nt
Organism: Plasmodium vivax (malaria parasite P. vivax)
Lineage: Eukaryota; Apicomplexa; Aconoidasida; Haemosporida; Plasmodiidae
Exons: 5
Coding region: 334-663 (109 amino acids)
Biological process (GO): base-excision repair; nucleotide-excision repair; double-strand break repair via homologous recombination
Cellular component (GO): DNA replication factor A complex; site of double-strand break; nucleus
Molecular function (GO): single-stranded DNA binding; damaged DNA binding
Source: RefSeq, a predicted model, not a curated record